Molecule: messenger RNA, 996 nt
Organism: Geodia barretti
Lineage: Eukaryota; Metazoa; Porifera; Demospongiae; Tetractinellida; Geodiidae
Source: the annotation of a GenBank genome assembly
AUGGCAGAUUUGGUACUGGGCCUGGCGUCCUCCCACAGCCCGCAAUUGAGCACCCCGGCCGAGGGAUGGGCCGGACGAGGCGAACGAGACAAGGGACAUCUGGAACUGAUCGGCACUGACGGCAUAACGUCAAACUUUGAGGAUUUGCUUGCCCGUUGCGACGCCUCCCGCAUCGCCAAAGAGAUCACCCAGGAGAAGUUUGAGCAGCGCCACCAGCAGAACCAGAAAGCCAUCAGCCACCUGUCGAAAAAGUUGCACGACGCCAAGCUGGACGUUCUAGUCAUGGUAGGCGACGACCAGCAGGAGUACCUUCUGGACGACAAUAUGCCGGCCUUCUGUGUUUACUGGGGCGACCAGGUAAAGGUGGCCGGCCACGAAGCCGGGCCAUCCACGGGUGGACAACACCUGAUUGGCUACCACACCGAGGACCAGUACGCCCCCACCGAUUCUUCGUUUGGCCGCCAUAUCAUAGAGCAGCUAAUGGAAUCAGAAUUUGACGUGGGACGGUCCAGCCACCUGGACCCACGAAAAGGCGGGCGGGCCAAGGGAGGCAUAGGACAUGCCUUCGGCUACGUCUAUAACCGUCUUAUGACCGGCGAUACUAUCCCCACCAUCCCGAUAAUGCUCAAUACCUACUACCCCCCAAAUCAACCCACGCCCAAGAGAUGCCAUAACCUGGGGCAGGCGCUGCAAGAAGCCAUCGCAUCGUGGCCGAAGGAUAUCCGCGUUGGCAUCCUGGCUUCGGGGGGCCUAAGCCAUUUCGUGGUAGACGAAGAACUCGACCAGGCCGCGUUGGCAGGUAUGCAGGCCAAGAGCGUAGAACAGUUGAUAGCUCUUCCCAGGGAAAAGAUUAACUCCGGCAGUUCGGAGAUUCGCAACUGGAUUGUCGUGGCAGGGGCCACUGAACAGCUGGACAUGACGGUGGUGGACUACGUUCCCUGCUACCGCUCCCCGGCGGGCACCGGCUGUGCCAUGGGCUUCGCAACGUGGGAGUAA